Messenger RNA from Polyodon spathula (Mississippi paddlefish), 2042 nucleotides. Its product is annotated as zinc finger protein 501-like. The record is from RefSeq and is a predicted model, not a curated record. Gene Ontology annotation, molecular function: RNA polymerase II cis-regulatory region sequence-specific DNA binding; DNA-binding transcription factor activity, RNA polymerase II-specific. The transcript is spliced from 2 exons. Bases 187 to 1554 code for a protein of 455 amino acids. Gene Ontology annotation, biological process: regulation of transcription by RNA polymerase II. NCBI's taxonomy places the organism in Eukaryota, Metazoa, Chordata, Actinopteri, Acipenseriformes, Polyodontidae.
AGCUCUUUGUUUACCAAAAUAAGCAACCGAAUUGAGUUGCAGAGAAUCAACCCGCAGAUGAAUUUUAUUUUUCGCUUUGUUUUGUAAUGUUCAUGAUUAUCUUUCUUUUAACCAGCUCGGGAGUCGGGAAACUGUCGAGCAGAGAUACUGAGCAGGAAGUGUAUUUUUAUAAGACAAAGAUCUAAGAUGGAAGCUGUCCAUAUUAAAGAGGAGGCCCCUGACCUGGAACUUGUCCACAUUAAAGAGGAGGUCCCUGACCUGGAACUUGUCCACAUUAAAGAGGAGGUCCCUGAAUUUGAACUUGUCCAAAUUAAAGAGGAGGUCCCUGACCUGGAACUUGUCCAAAUUAAAGUGGAGGCCCCUGACCUGGAACUUGUCCACAUUAAAGAGGAGGCCCCUGACCUGGAACUUGUCCACAUUAAAGAGGAGGUCCCUGACCUGGAACUUGUCCACAUUAAAGUGGAGCGCUCUGAACUAGAACCUAUCUACAUUAAAGUGGUUCUCCCUGAGCUGGAACCUGUCCACUUUGAACCAAACGUAUCCAAGCCUGACCCUUUAGUAAAAAAAGAGUCCAAUAAGCAGAAACAAUGCAUCUCUUAUAGGAAAGCUGUCAACAUGCACCCUGCAUAUGAACAAAGACCAAUCUCUUCCUUACCCCCUGGGACUGUAAAUCUUAAAGAUUCAGUGCCAGGUCAUUCCAAAUCAAUACGUAGUGGCCAUCACUGUAGUGAAUGCGGAAAGAUUUUCUGUCAGUUCUGGCAGCUUAAAUUGCAUCUGAGAGUUCACACAGGAGAGAAGCCCUAUCCUUGUACAGCAUGUGGGAAGAGUUUUAAAGAAUUAGGAACCCUUACGAGACACCGGCGAAUUCACACAGGAGAGAAGCCGUAUCAUUGUACUGAAUGUGGCAAGAGUUUCAAUGAAUUAGGGAACCUUAACAAACAUCAACGAAUUCACACAGGAGAGAAACCAUAUCGCUGUACUGAAUGCGAGAAGAGUUUUAACCGAUCUGAGCACCUUAAAAAUCACAAGAAAAUUCAUACGGGAGAGAAACCCUAUUGCUGUUCUAUAUGUGGGAAAUGUUUCAAUCUGUUAGGAACCCUUAAAAAGCACAAGCAAAUUCAUACAGGAGAAAAGCCUUAUCACUGCUCUGAAUGUGGAAAGAGUUUCAAUGUAUUAGGGAACCUUAGGAAACACCAGCGAAUUCACACAGGCGAGAAACCGUUUAGCUGUACUGAAUGCGGUAAGUGUUUUAAUCGAUCAGAACACCUUAAAAAUCACCAGCGAAUUCAUACAGGAGAGAAACCUUAUCUCUGUACUGAGUGUGGGAAAAGCUUCAAUCUGUUAGGAAGCCUUAAAACACACCAGCGAAUUCACACAGGAGUGAAACCCUACCACUGCUCUGAAUGUGGAAAGUGUUUCAAUGAAUUGGGAACCCUUAAAAGCCACAUGCGGACUCACACUGGGAACAGACCCUAUCACUGUACCCAUUGUGAGCAGACUUUUAAUCAGCUGGGAAGCUUUAAAAAACACAAGCAGAUGCACACACAGGAGUGAAACCGGUCAACUGAGCCCCCAUGAGCAUGUCAUACUUCAAGGAAGUGACUUGAUUUGUAAUGAAAGUAACAAUCCAAUUACCUUAACCGGGCAUGAAACAAAACCAAACAGAGGGGGAACACAUUUACAAUUUCUUAAUUCUGUCCAUGGAACCCACAAAUUGUCAACUGGGGAUAGAAACGGAACAACACCAUACGAAAGGAUCCCCAACGAACAAAAGAGAUCUAGAACUAAAGCUGCUGAAUUAUCUUUGUGUAGUUUUAAAAGAAGCCGGUCCAGGAUAACCAAUAGAAACAUUCACUCCUGAAUCACUGUACUUGGGAGUUGAGAAUGAAGAAGCAGCAGCCACAAACAACCACUAUAGUGAGCUUAGUACAGUAAAUCCUGUUUAAGCCUUUGUGGUCCAUAUAUUCGGGUGCGCCAGGUCCAAUUUAUUUUCACACACGCUGUUUAUUUUACACACGUAAAAAAAAAUGCCCCCCCCCCCC